Rhizoctonia solani is the source of this 3201-nucleotide messenger RNA. Its product is annotated as leucine-rich repeat protein. Lineage: Eukaryota; Fungi; Basidiomycota; Agaricomycetes; Cantharellales; Ceratobasidiaceae. Gene Ontology annotation, molecular function: Hsp90 protein binding. The record is from RefSeq and is a predicted model, not a curated record. The transcript has 14 exons. Bases 1 to 3201 code for a protein of 1066 amino acids.
AUGUAUCCCAUUGUUGGCGGGCCUGACCUGUUCCUUGACUCGGAUCGAAUUCAACCAUUUAGGUCCACGGACCCAAACAUAAUAUGGACCGAGGAGACACGUACCACAAAGAUUGUCAAUGGGCACCAUCAGACUAUCCAUACGUUAGUAGACAAAGAUGGGAAUGUGCGCCGCUCAUAUGAUGUUGAUGGAAAGCACUGGGAGACUUUCAAUGAUCAGAUUAUUCAACCGUAUGAGGCACUCUACGAUACGCAUCACGAACGCAUCGAUUUUGCUCCACAUCCACAUCCACAUUCGAACUCACAUCCUCCAUCCUCUUCACAUGACAUGGAUCUCCAGGCUAUCCAUAUGUUUCAGCAACCCCACAACCCACCCGGUCCCCCGACACAUCAUGUCCGAACCAAGUCUCAGCAUAUUCCUACGCGUCACUCAUAUCGCCGCAUGUACUCUUACUCUGAGGAGGAUUUAGGUGCACCCCGGCAAGAAGAGCAUCACUACCCGGCGGCAGCCUCUGAGUACCGUUCGAAGAGACACUACGAGCAGGCUGUACCUCCCACACCCCCACGAGACCCGGACCCUGCACACAGACGAGCAAUGAGGCCAGAUGGCUUCUACAAGACUGGGUAUCCGGACCGAGAGCCACCUACAUACAUGUCGCCUAACCCCGAGCACGAGGUCAAAGAGAAACGAUGUAACAACACGUCUGAUGGGAUCAAAGGUCAGGCCGGCUUAGGUGCAAUGGCAAAUCGGCUUGUAAAAAUUGCUGAAGCGGGGAAGACUCCCUUCGAAGCGCGCACGGGCACACAGUUGGACAAAGGGAAGCUACGGUUCAGCGGGCUGGCGUCGCAAUCUCACAUACUCAGCGCGAACCUUUUCCAUGUUCUCAGGGCAUGUGCUAUAUUUGAGGGCAAGGGCGUGAGGAUGACCAACGGGAAAUCCACACAGCCCUCCUCGGCCUCGACUGUCUCGAGACGCCAUUCAGUACCACCAACUACCUCUCCCCGCUCGGAGGCAUUUGAUGUUCGCAUGAUGCCGGCACCACCUGUUCCGCAAGUGCACGUUCACCUCGCCGAGCCCCGCCCCGUUUUGCAUCAUAAACAUUCUCACGCUGCAUCAUUACAUUCAUGGGGGAGUCAGGAUAUCGAGUCUCAAGCGCGCAUCUCGCGCGUUAUUUGGACAAAGUACUCUCUGCCUGCAUGGUCGGCCCUUAAUGUAGAAAAGAACACGACAUCUCGACCUCAGCAUCAGGAGCUCGAUGUUGAAAUUAAUUUGAAUUCGCGCUCGGAAAGCCAGAUGGGACAGUACAAGUGCAACUGCGACUGCAAUAAGCAUGCUAGCCCUAAGCGCAAGCGUACCCGGAUGUGCCUGUGCAUUUUGGUUAUUUUGCUCAUUCUUCUUGCGGUUGUUGACGUGAUCUUCUUGAAUGUACGGGUUCUCAAUCCGGACUUUGGAAUUAUCCAACCCACCGUCACGCCCACUCCUACGAACCUCUCUCGUGAUGGAAUGUCAGCGCCUAUUGCUCCUACGGCUACGGCUACUGCAACCCGGCCCAGCACUGAAACCGACCGUCCUUCAUCAACCACCGUAGCUGCAUCCUCGACCGCUUCUGUUGCACCAUCUGUGCUACAAAAUUGCCUGACCCAGUUUCAGCUCAACGCUCCAUCGGCCCCCGAGUCCUAUCCUUGCGAUACUUGUUUCUCUGCAUUAAGUGGAGCACCGUCGAAUGCUGGAGCCGCCCCCGCUACACAGUUCUGUGCAAUGAAAGCUAUAUUCGAUUCUGCAGGAUCAAGUGGUUCCGCCAGUAACGUGGCGCUCUCUGGCGCCGGCUGGAUGAAAGACGCUAAGCCCUGCGGAUGGAGUGGCGUCACCUGCGAUAACAACGGAAAUAUCAACAACAUUAUCCUUACAUUUCCUGGCGUUCCUGCUGCCAUCCCGACCGAACUAUCAUCCAUUUCGACUCUCACGAGCCUGAAAAUCACCGGCAAUGGCGAUCUACCUUCUGGCUCCCUCCCGGCUCUCCGCUCCCUUACCAACUUAGACUUGGAAAAUACCGGACUAUCUUCGUUUGCAGACGACGCUUUCUCCGCCGUCAAUACUUUGAACUCUCUGACUCUGGUUCGUAACUUGAAGAUGGGUUCGAGUCUGCCCAGCAGUAUCGGUUCUCUUUCUUUGAGGUCCUUGAUUGUUAACGGCCAAGCUUUGACUUCUCUUGACAUCGUACUUAGCUCAUCCAGUUUGGCUUCGUCUCUCCAAACUUUGGAUUUGUCCUCUAACAGCAUAGCCUCUACUCUUCCCUCUGAUCUUUCAGGGAUGAAGACCCUUGCAGAGUUGAACCUCUCUGGAAACGACAUCUCUUCUCCUUUUCCCGCUGUGAUGCCUACCCCGCUCCAGGUGUUGAACCUUGAGGGCAAUAUGGCAGAUCAUGGGCAUUCACACGAAGGCGGAGAUCAUGGGCACUCUCAUGACGGGCCUCACGCCCACUCUCAUUCCCCUCAGCCUGGACAAGGUCCCCCACAACAGUUACUAAACCCGGACCCAAUCGAUCCUGCUUUACUGGCUGAUAUGGAUGCUAACUUUAAGCCUCGUCCGGUGAAGCUCGUUGGACCCGAGGGCAAUACCACUUGUCAGGUUGUCUGCCCUGAGCAUAGCACGGAUAAAUGUGAUGAAUGCGGGGUAGACUACACCGACCUCAAUCUACUUGCUCGUAUGCUGGUCCAGGCGCCGAAUCUUAUUGUACCACCUCCACCGCAAGUCACAGAUAAGAACCGGUCGGCGCAUGUGUCAAAGUUCAAGGAUGAAGGAAAUGCAGCUUAUAAAGCAGGUAAAUGGCCAGCGGCGAUCCAAAGCUAUACUAUGUCGGCCAAUAUUGCCGCAUCGAGACCAAAUUGGGAGCCACACACGCUGGCUCGAGAAGAAAUCUCAACCGUUCUCUCCAACCGGUCUGCGGCACACUUGUCAGCCGGCGACUAUAUUCCGGCCCUUGUUGAUGCAGACGUUGUUAUUGCAUUAAGAAAGCCUUGGACAAAGGGUCAUUUCCGGAAAGCAAAGGCCUUGGUUGCGCUCCAGCACUAUGAAGAAGCUAGGGAUGCUAUUGCCGCAGGCCUGCAAUUUGAACCUGACAACAAGGAAUUACUGGACUUUAUGAGGGAGGUAGAGAGCAAAAUUGAAGCGACAAAACCACCAAUAAAAGCUUCGGCCUGA